Messenger RNA from Rubroshorea leprosula, 461 nucleotides. NCBI's taxonomy places the organism in Eukaryota, Viridiplantae, Streptophyta, Magnoliopsida, Malvales, Dipterocarpaceae. The record is from the annotation of a GenBank genome assembly.
AUUCUUUUGUUCUUCACAAGUUUUAGAAGGUUUUAAACCCAUUGAAUUUGUUUGUAAUUAAUUGUAUGAAAUUUGAAAAUUGUGUGGAAUUGGAGUUCCCAUUGAAGUAUUGAACUAGUGAAUUGGGAUAUUGAACAGUUCAAGAAAAAUAUAAAAGACCAUGUAAAACUAGAGAAUGGAGAAUGGCAAUGCGGACAUCGCUUGGGUUCACUCGAUCGGGCUGGGCUGAUUUCUUUCAAGGUGAUCGUCACUGCCGCCCAGAUUGCAUUCAACAGGAAACGAUCUCCUUGAAGGUGACUGCGGCUGCCACUCAUAUUGCAUAUUGGAUGAUAAAAGCAUGGAAGCUGCUUGGGUAAUCUAGGGGUUGUUUCUCAAACCCUCUGUCUCAUAGAUUAGAUUCUAAAGGCUUCUCUGGUCAUGUCAGAGAUAUUCCUUUAAUGGAAUAAAUUUAUUUAUAUUAU